Messenger RNA from Drosophila ficusphila, 518 nucleotides. Its product is annotated as migration and invasion enhancer 1. The record is from RefSeq and is a predicted model, not a curated record. NCBI's taxonomy places the organism in Eukaryota, Metazoa, Arthropoda, Insecta, Diptera, Drosophilidae. Gene Ontology annotation, biological process: negative regulation of apoptotic process; positive regulation of filopodium assembly. The coding region runs from base 168 to 455 and encodes 95 amino acids. The transcript is spliced from 3 exons.
AAAAAUGUGUGUGUUACAAUUGCUAAGAAAAAAACUGAAAUACUACUUUAUUCUGAAUAAAACGUAAUUUGCACCGAUAAGUUUCCGGUGUUUAAGCGAUAACGAUACUUUUGCGACAGCUGUUGGCAAAGCGGUACUUUUAUUUUUGUUUUGAUUACUUUUAUGUAAUGGUGAAAGUGGAGGUCGAAUACUGCGGCACCUGCAACUUUAGCGGGCAGUGCCACUUGCUGCGCGAUUUCCUACUGGCCUCUUCCCCCGACUUGGACAUAUCCUGCCGCCAAGGACGCCGGGGAUCCUUCGAAGUGGCCAUCGACGGGCAGCUGGUUCACUCGAAACUUUCCUGCCUGGCAUUUCCACAGCAUCAGAGUGUCCUGACCCAAGUUCAGCGGGCCGAGCGAGGAGAACCCGUGGAAAAGGUCAUAGAGCAGCCCAUCAAGGACUGCAGUGUAAUGUGAUGGUCCCAAAGAACUGAGUUACUUAAAUCCUUAGAUUAUUAAAAUAUGUUAAAUUCAAUGUUA